This is a messenger RNA of Tigriopus californicus, 902 nucleotides long. RefSeq lists its product as uncharacterized. The record is from RefSeq and is a predicted model, not a curated record. Bases 52 to 768 code for a protein of 238 amino acids. The transcript is spliced from 3 exons. NCBI's taxonomy places the organism in Eukaryota, Metazoa, Arthropoda, Copepoda, Harpacticoida, Harpacticidae.
GUGGCGAUCAUUCCUUGUAGUUAAUCCAGAUCGGAAGGUAAUCCUUGAAGAAUGGACAUCGAAAGUAAACUAGCGGAUUUGAAGGCCAUGCAUAAUUUGGAAGAACCAAAAAGGUCGGGCAUGGACGAUGCGGACAUCAAAUGGAGAUAUGUAAAGCCCAAUUACAUUAAGGCCAACUACGAGUUUCUUAGGGGAAAGUCGCAAAACCACUUGAGCGGGUCAUUGGAGCAAGUGGUUGAGAACUUGGUUAAGACUUGGGAAAUGGAAGCAUCUCAUAAGGCAGAUCUCAAGCAAUGGACCACGGUAGAUUAUAAGAACUACCAAGUCUCUUGUAAUGGAUCGGAGCCCGUGGGCGGAGAGGUGGCCAAAGAAGUGGGCAAUUACAACGCCCUCCUUCAGGGCUGCCCAUCAUACGAAAAAUUUGGUCCCCUAUCCUUUGAAGCAUCUCACAAUCUGUUCCGAGAUUCUUUCACAGAGGGGUUCCCAUGGGAGGUCUUGAAGGUACUCUGUGGACCUCCGAACUUGAUCUUUACUUGGCGACAUUGGGGAACUUUCAGCGGGAGUUUCCGCGGAAAUCAAGGCCACGGCAAACUGGUUGAAAUGUUUGGCCUUUGCAGGGUGACCGUGACAGAAGACCUCAAAAUUCAACUCCUUGAAGUUUUUCUUGAUGGCGAGUCUUUUGUUGAAGAUAUGGAAGGACGAUGCCCUUUCCCGAAGAAGAACUGGCCAACCUUACUGUUGGGUGAGCCAGUCACGCAAACAGGGUAAAUGAAGAACGAUAGAUAUGCACAAUUUAUACAAUUUUGUAUUGGCGAGAGUUUAUUGCAAAAUAAUCAAGCGUACAAUAUCAUCUGAUUUGUUUCCCAACUGUUGAGAUGUUCGCAAUAAAUUACUUUGCUGAA